CAACUCAUUUUUAAAUACACACUGAAUUUUGAUCAGGUUGCAUCAAAUUUGUUAUUAAAUAAAGUAUAAUAUUUGAUUAAUAAUAUUAUGGCGUUUAAACAUAAGACAGCACUGACCGCGGUCAAAAUAGCAUUAGAAGUGUUAUAUAUCCUGGGAAUUAUUGGGUGUGUGUUUCUGAUAGUAAUCCUUGCGCUCGGAUUAGCACAAAAGGAUCCAGAUAUCAAUAAAGAUAUCAAUAAAAAUCAUGCAUUGGGAGGCGCCGUGAUUGCACUGUUAAUAACGGUCGUGGGUCUGGUGGGUAUCAUCAAAGAGAUCAAAUGGAUUGUAACAACUCUACUGGUGCUGCAAAUCAUAGGAAUUAUUCUGAACCUGACCACUGGUCAGGUGACCUCUGGCCUGUACGGUAUUCUUACCUCCAUACUGACCGGGGCAUUCCUAUACCUCAUCAAGGUGAGGGACUGGUAUCAUCAAAAUGAGGGACUGGAGGUCCCGAGGCCUAAUAAGGUGUAA
This is a messenger RNA of Oppiella nova, 510 nucleotides long. Lineage: Eukaryota; Metazoa; Arthropoda; Arachnida; Sarcoptiformes; Oppiidae. The record is from the annotation of a GenBank genome assembly.